CACCCUUCCCGGUUAUUUUCUCUUUAUUUAUAACUACAAUAUAAAGUUAUAAACUAUAUAUAUUAUAAAUUAAUAAUUUAUUUACCCUUGAAGUCUAACGAUUAAAAAUAGAAUAUAAUUCAAUAUAGAUAUAUGAUUCUAUUAAUAAAUUAGCAGUUAUAAAUUUGAAAUUUCUAGAAAUAUCAAAAGUCGUAUGUUAGUUAAUUAUCUUUUAAAUGACAUCUAUUUCUAAUUCUGUUUGGAUGAGAAUAUUUUGGCUGAGGUGGAUAGUCUCAAAAGCCUUGAAUUUAGUUCCUUUUAUAUAAUAGGAUAACUAAUUUUUGGUUGGAUUUGUCUCUUUAAGGAGCAUUUUCCAGCCCAUUUAAUACUUUACAGAGUAGAUACUUUCAGUUACGUUACCAAAUUUCGAAAGAUUAAUAAAAUAAUUAAAUGGAGUGUCGUUACUCUUUAUGAGACAGCUGUAUCCACCGUCAACAUGACUCCUCGUGGGGUCCUCCUUCGUUCACAUUUUCCAUAUUGGACGGCUCAGAUCUUCUCCAACCAACCAUGAGAAAAAACUUAUUUUCUCAGAGAGGCUCUUCCUCUAUAUUCCCUUCUUCAUUCACUCUUCUCUUCGUUCUAUUUUCCUUCUCCUCGCAAACUAUCAGAGUUUCAGAAAUCAAUAGAAAAUGGCAGAUGGAGAGGACAUUCAGCCCCUUGUUUGUGACAAUGGAACAGGAAUGGUUAAGGCUGGAUUCGCUGGAGACGAUGCACCAAGAGCUGUGUUCCCAAGCAUUGUUGGUAGACCACGUCACACUGGUGUGAUGGUUGGUAUGGGACAAAAAGAUGCUUACGUUGGUGACGAGGCUCAGUCAAAGAGAGGUAUCUUGACUCUUAAGUAUCCUACUGAGCAUGGUAUUGUCAGCAACUGGGAUGACAUGGAGAAGAUUUGGCAUCACACUUUCUACAACGAGCUCCGUGUUGCACCUGAAGAGCAUCCCGUUCUUCUCACUGAGGCUCCUCUCAAUCCUAAAGCUAAUCGUGAGAAAAUGACUCAGAUUAUGUUUGAAACGUUCAACACACCUGCUAUGUAUGUCGCUAUCCAAGCUGUUUUGUCUCUCUACGCCAGUGGUCGUACUACUGGCAUUGUGUUGGAUUCUGGAGAUGGUGUGAGUCACACUGUUCCAAUCUACGAAGGAUAUGCUCUCCCACACGCCAUUCUGCGUCUUGAUCUCGCAGGUCGUGACCUCACUGAUUACCUCAUGAAGAUCUUAACCGAACGUGGUUACUCAUUCACCACCACAGCAGAGCGUGAGAUCGUGAGAGACGUGAAAGAGAAGCUCGCUUACAUAGCACUUGACUACGAGCAAGAGAUGGAGACGGCGAACACUAGCUCAUCGGUCGACAAGAGCUACGAGUUGCCUGAUGGACAGGUGAUCACUAUUGGAGGGGAGAGGUUCAGGUGCCCUGAGGUUCUUUUCCAGCCGUCUUUGGUCGGAAUGGAAGCUGCUGGUAUUCACGAGACAACUUACAAUUCGAUCAUGAAGUGUGAUGUCGAUAUUAGGAAAGAUUUGUAUGGAAACAUUGUGCUUAGUGGUGGAACCACGAUGUUCCCUGGGAUUGCUGAUAGGAUGAGUAAGGAGAUCACUGCUUUGGCUCCGAGUAGCAUGAAGAUUAAGGUGGUUGCUCCACCGGAGAGGAAGUAUAGUGUUUGGAUUGGAGGAUCCAUUCUAGCAUCACUUAGUACCUUCCAACAGAUGUGGAUAGCAAAAGCUGAGUAUGAUGAGGCAGGGCCAUCGAUAGUCCACAGGAAAUGCUUCUAAGAUUACGCUCGCCGUUGGAUGAAAGAUUGUUUCGUAUUAUUUUAUAUGUUCAACGAGUUGGUUUCAGACAAUUUUUUUCUGUUUGGUUUUUUGUCCCUCACUACCUUGGUUUCUUGUUUCACAUCUCUUUGGUUGUUUCUGCCAUUAAUGCGAAAAGAACAGAUU
Messenger RNA from Brassica napus (rape), 1967 nucleotides. Its product is annotated as actin-11-like. The record is from RefSeq and is a predicted model, not a curated record. Gene Ontology annotation, cellular component: cytoplasm. The transcript has 5 exons. Lineage: Eukaryota; Viridiplantae; Streptophyta; Magnoliopsida; Brassicales; Brassicaceae. The coding region runs from base 669 to 1802 and encodes 377 amino acids.